Hypoxylon trugodes is the source of this 1005-nucleotide messenger RNA. RefSeq lists its product as uncharacterized. The transcript has a single exon. The record is from RefSeq and is a predicted model, not a curated record. NCBI's taxonomy places the organism in Eukaryota, Fungi, Ascomycota, Sordariomycetes, Xylariales, Hypoxylaceae. Bases 1 to 1005 code for a protein of 334 amino acids.
AUGACUUCAGGUCCAAGUCCAGGUUCCGGUUCUGAUUCUGGUUCUGGUUCGAAUCCUGUUCCUCUUACUCCUGCUCCAAAAGUUCCCAACCCUGUUCCUUCAAGUCUUGGUUCAUCUCCACUUUCAAAUACUGGUUCAUCCCCAUCAGGUUCUACUUCAACUCAGCCUUCUUCUGCUCCAACCACAACAAAUAGCCCAACCUCAGGUCAAAAAUCCGACCCAACUACAACCUCUGCUCCUGCUUCAGGUUCUAUUUCAGCUAUAACCAUAACCCCCGGUUCCGCUCCUGCCCCUGCCCCCGCUCCUACUCCUGCCUAUACCUUCCAACCAAAUUACAGCAACGGGACAACUGGAGUCCCUAACGAAACUUGGUUCUCAUUAGCGAUUUGUGUACAACCAGAAAACUCUGACAACGACGGACGAGAGCAGAUUAUCAUCCUCAACGUCGAUCACGAUUUCGAUUUCCUUGUUUCCGGACCACUGGGACGUGAAGGUCUCACGAAUGAAAAGGAAGACCAAGAUAUUCACAGUCCUAUCGUUUUCCAUAUUUUUAACAAUCUUGAACGGAAAGAUGAUGGUGAACAUGAGAGUGUGGUCACUUGGCGUACCGACUAUGGACGUCUCGAGCGUCCACCCGGUGGCCGAUACUUAUCCCCUGAUAUACUAUGGACAAUAGCAAACAGACAUGAAGAGGAAGGACUAGGGGUUUGCGAAGUAGAAGUUUUGAGAGCGGUACCAAACUCCGAGCAGGUGCGUGAUGAUGAUGAUUUCACCUGGAUCGGAAAUCAAGCGGAUUGCGACGGGGGAGUACAUAUAGAUCAAACACGUAUUCUAGAACGUGAGCCAUUCCUUGAAGAAAUACGCGCCAGAAACUACAGGCCGAAUCACCUCUUCGAAAGCUUUCAAAUCGGUUUACUGCUAUUACUUGUCGCUAUAUUGACCAUUGGUUGGGUUCUAACGCUCGCCGAAUAUGGUUACGGAUGGCCGUUUUCCGCCUCUAUUUAG